Prunus armeniaca (apricot) is the source of this 3999-nucleotide messenger RNA. The record is from the annotation of a GenBank genome assembly. NCBI's taxonomy places the organism in Eukaryota, Viridiplantae, Streptophyta, Magnoliopsida, Rosales, Rosaceae.
AUGGUGGUGAUAGAGUUCAAAACCCUAACAAUCAGAGCUCAAAAGCAGCAGCAGCUCUCCAUGUUCAGCCUCAGGGGAUUGUCACAUCCAAUCAAAGCACUCCAUGUUCUUAUGGUUUUAGCAUGUACUCUUUUCUAUCUCGCUACAUGUGGACAAUGCUCUGGGAAUGGGAUGCAAAUAUUAUCAGAAUAUGAUGCUUGUGGAUCAUAUGGAGAUAAUUUUGAUGUGGCUUUUGCGGAUAAUUUUCUUGGUGACAGCACUUUGGGCUGUGGAAUUCCAAGAACCCCCUUCAAUAUUGAUAAGAUUUGUACUAGCUCUCGUUUGUUCUGCUUUCCCUCUACAUUACCGGGUUUUUUGGAGCAUAAACUCAAAGUGGCUGAUUUAGAAGUUUCUGGGAGUCAGUCUGAUGAUCUAUCAUCUAUAGGAUCAACUGAAAAUAGCAAGUUGGCAAAUAACAAAAGUUGGUCAUCAGACAAUGGUAUGUUUAAGUUAUUUAAUGGAGGGAUUGUUUCUUGUUCUUUGAACUCCAAAGCGGCUACUAAUGAGUUUUCAUCCAUUCAAACUGAUAGCGCUAAUCAAAAUGAUCUUUCUUCCUGUAGAGGACCUUUACUUUAUCAGAAAAGCACAAGUUUUAGGCCGAACAAGAACACUGAGAUGACCAAAUCUAAUUCUUUCAGUAGUUCUUCCUCUCCCCAUGUAGAAAUUAGCCCUGCUGUAUUGGAUUGGGAACAAAAGAACAUGUAUUUUCCAUCAUUAGCUUUCUUAACUGUGACAAAUACAUGCAAUGACAGCAUUUUACAUGUUUAUGAGCCAUUCAGUACUGACAUACAGUUCUAUCCUUGCAAUUUUAGUGAGGUUUUGUUAGGACCUGGUGAAACAGCUUCAAUUUGUUUUGUAUUUUUACCUAGAUGGCUGGGCUUUUCCUCUGCUCACCUCAUUUUGCAGACAAGCUCUGGUGGUUUCUUGAUUCAGGCGAAAGCUGUUGCCGUUGAGUCUCCUUAUGGAAUUCGUCCUUUAUUAGGCCUGGAUGUUUCCUCCAGGGGAAGGUGGAGUAAGAAUUUGUCUUUGUUUAAUUCCUUUGAUCAAAAUUUUCAUGUGGAGGAAGUAACUGCAUGGAUGUCAGUGACUCUGGGGCAUGCUUCCCAUUAUGCAGAGGCAAUAUGUAGUACUGAAAAACUUCAACCUUCCAAUGAACUUCAGUUUCUGAGUGUGAAAGAUCGUUUGGUUGUGAGUACUGGUCAAGUUGGUUUGCCUCUGCUGGCCGUGAGGCCUCUCAGGAAAUGGGAGAUUGAUCCACACAGCAGUGAAACUAUCAUAGAAAUAGACUUCUCAAUGGAAUCGAAAGGAAAAAUAUUUGGUGCAAUUUGUAUGCAGUUGCUAAGGUCGUCAGAGGACAAGUCUGAUACUGUUAUGCUUCCUUUUGAGGCUGAAUUGGAUGGAACAGCAAUGGAUGAUGAUCGUGGAGGACCUUUAUUAGCAUCUCUUGAGGUUUUGGAGUAUUCUUCCAAUGAAACUGCCAUUGCUAUAUCUCUGAAGAAUUGUGCUCCUUACCUUUUGAGAGUUCUUGAGAUUACUGAGGUUGCAGAUAGUAAAACCUUCCAGAUAAAGUACAGUCAAGACUUGUUACUUUUCCCAGGCAGUGACACAUAUGUUUCUGUGGUUUCUUGUACUGAAAGAAAUGUCAAAUUAUAUGGACACUGUACAUUACUUAUAUCGACAAAUUACUCAACAAGCCCACAGAUUGAAAUUCCUUGCCAGGAUGUUAUUCAUUUAUGUUCAAGACAUUGGAAGGGUUCUACCACUGAAUUUGAACAUCAGUCUGAAAGGAGUGAAUCAGGUGAUAUGAACAGAGUGUCCUUUGACAGUGGCUUGCAGUGGCCAUCACAGAGGGCAACAGAGACAGCAGAAGCAGAUGAAUUGGUGCUACAGAGCUGGAAAUCUCAAGAUACCAGAAGUGGCAUGUCUGUGCUUGAUGAUCAUGAGGUAUUCUUCCCAAUGCUUCAGGUAGGAAGUCAUUACUCAAAGUGGAUCACUGUAAAGAAUCCUAGCCAAGAGCCUGUAGUGAUGCAGCUUAUACUGAACUCGGGGGAGAUUAUUGAUCAAUGCAAGACCCCAGGUGGUCUUAUACAGCCUCCUUCAUCUGGUAGUUUGGUUCGUAAUGAAUCCACUUCUCCCAGUAGGUAUGGGUUCUCAAUAGCAGAAAAUGCACUAACAGAGGCUUAUGUUCAACCAAAUGGUAGAGCAUCUCUUGGACCAGUAUUGUUUCACCCUUCCAGUCGAUGCAAGUGGAGAAGUUCAGCCCUCAUAAGAAACAAUCUUUCUGGCGUGGAGUGGUUAUCUCUGAGGGGAUUUGGAGGAUCACUUUCCUUGCUUCUGCUUGAAGAGUCUGAGGCUGUUCAGAGUGUAGAAUUCAACCUCAGCUUACCACUUCCUCUCAACAUUUCUCCUCCAGACAUGUUAUUUCACAUGGAAGAUGCCACUCAUUCUUGUUUACGCCCAUUAGCAAAACAGCUCUAUGCUAAGAAUACAGGAGACUUGCCACUGGAGGUUAGAAGAAUCAAAGUGUCCGGAAAAGAGUGCGGGAUGGAUGGGUUUAUGGUACAAACUUGCAAAGGUUUUGCUCUUGAACCUGGAGAGUCAGCAAAGCUUCUGAUAUCAUACCAGACUGAUUUUUCUGCAGCCUUGGUACAACGGGAUCUUGAGCUGGCCUUUGAAACUGGUAUUCUGGUGAUACCCAUGAAGGCAAGCAUCCCUUUGCAGAUGAUCAAUAUAUGUAAGAAAUCAGUGUUCUGGAUGCGCGCUAAAAAGUACUCUGCAGCAGUACUACUUCUUAUAUCCUUGAUGUUUCUAGUAUUUUGGUAUAUAUUCCCCCAGGUGCUGGCCUUUUUUCCCCAUGAUUGUUUCUGGGUGAGCGGAAAAAGUUCCUUGGCUACUUCCACAAGUAGUUCAGAGAGAGUUUCUCAUGUGCAUAACUAUAGAGACAGUAAUUUUUCUGUGUCUGGUGAGAUAAACAGUUUGCUAAGAUCAGUUCGGGAAGAUAGAACCUUAAUGCAGGCAUCAUCUGUGGGUAGAUAUCCUGUUGACCAGGCUGGGGCCUCAGAGCAGGAAAAAUUUGCUCAACAUGCAAAGCAAAUUCUACAAGGUCAUAGACAAACAAACUAUUUGUCAGAUACACCAAAGAACAAAGCCACGGCCUUCUCACUGAUGUCUGAAUCGGUAUCAGUUGAGAAUUCUGACGACCUAGAAGCAUCCCAACCCGGUAACCUCACAGUCAAAACUGGAAAUGAAAAGGGAAGAAGGCGUAAGAAGAGAAAGGGUGCCGGUUCUAAGUUGACAGGACUUCUUGAAGUUUCAAGCAGUCAAAGUGGAAAUUCUACACCUUCAUCACCCUUGUCUCCAGUCACAUCUGUAACACCAAAACACAUGUGGCCGCUAUCUCCCGAUCUGGGUCAAGCUGUUGAGGCCAGGAAUCCAUUUACUCGAGUAGCUCACCAACGCUGCCAGAAGAGUCAUGUUUUUAAAUCUGCUUCCAAGGCAAACUUAUCAUCAGGGCCUGAGGUUUCUUUGAAGAAUUUCAGCAACCACCAAACUUUUCCUUCUCAAGAGCAUCCUUCACCAAGAAAAGCUGCUGACAGACCUGUUUUGUUGCCGUCUGCCACCUUUCCUUGCGCUGGAAGGCCUGCUCCUAAUGCGGUCUGCACUUCCCCUUUUCCGGCUUCAACAUCAGCUAUUUCUCCACAUGCUAGAGCCCCUGGGUCCAAACUCUAUGAGCAGAAAAGUGUUGGAGAAGAACGAAAGUCUCGGUUUGGGGAUGAAUAUACAUAUGAUAUAUGGGGUGACCAUUUUCCUAGGCUUAAGUUGACUAGGACAAACAAUGUUACUUCAAUGAUCUCCAGCACUUCAGAGAGCGACUCUAAUAGCUUCUUUGUAAAGGGUCCGCAAACCCUCAUGACAAGGUCUCCACCAAGAUCUGUAAGUUUUUUCCAUCAAGAUGGUUAA